AUGCGAUCUGCUCAGGACCUGUGGGAACCAUCAAGCUACGUACUGUCCAAGACCGCUCUCCUACUUAUCGACUACAAGAAAGCGCAUAUUGACAGGAUUGAAGACCCUAAGAAAAGAGACAGAGUCGUCAUCUCGACCAAAAAGCUCCUCGAGACUGCACGGGAAAACAAUAUCGCCAUCGUACACUGCCUCAUGGAUACCAUUACUUUCCACCGAAAUCCCGGAUACAAGUCUAUCCUGGUAACAGAGGGUAUUCUACCGCUGUUGCGCGAGAAACUUGGAGUAGAAUACCUAGGAAUCAGCGGCAUCACGACAAGCGGUCCUGUGCUUAGCAACGCAAUGCAUGCUACCGACCUCGAUUUCGUGGUCACUGUCGUGGAGGAAGCCACCUGGGACCCCAACGAAUAG
Molecule: messenger RNA, 408 nt
Organism: Neoarthrinium moseri
Lineage: Eukaryota; Fungi; Ascomycota; Sordariomycetes; Amphisphaeriales; Apiosporaceae
Exons: 2
Coding region: 1-408 (135 amino acids)
Source: RefSeq, a predicted model, not a curated record